AUGGUUGGAAUAUAUCCAAUGAGAAAGGAGAAAGAUAGGUACGCAAAAGUGGCGAACGACGGCAAAAGUAUUUUGAAAUUGAUUGAUGACGACAAAGUAACUAUCACAACGUUAACCAUGUGCAAGGGCGACUAUGAGUUAGCUCUUCAACGUCCAGCUCAAAGUGAUAAGGAAACAAUUGAGGAAGUUUCUCAACAGAGAAAAUUCCUUCAAGUAACCUACUGCCCAACAGUAAAUCUACUACAGUUGCCAUUGGCCACGUUCAAUGGUGACCCUAAAGGUUGGAGAGAAUCCCGUGGUACACUCUCAAGAAAUUUCAUCCAAAACUGA
This is a messenger RNA of Loa loa (African eye worm), 330 nucleotides long. RefSeq lists its product as hypothetical. Lineage: Eukaryota; Metazoa; Nematoda; Chromadorea; Rhabditida; Onchocercidae. The record is from RefSeq and is a predicted model, not a curated record. The transcript has a single exon. The coding region runs from base 1 to 330 and encodes 109 amino acids.